AUGAAAAGGCUUCAUGUCCAGCUCAUUAUGUGGGAGGAUUUGCUAAAGCUGGUUGGUAUACAACCUUUCGAUAAGCGAGCACUUUCUAAAGAAAAAAGUCGAAAGUCUCCACCUUCGUCAAGCAUAUAUUUUGUUUGUUCAUUAUCAAUAGAAUAUUUGUUACCAGCAUUGACGAUAACACAAGCAAUAAAAAAAUCCACUAAUUAUCCGACUGCAAUUAAGCCAUUAGGACGAUCACAAUCAGAAUCAAGUUUCUUAUUUACAAGCUCUGGGCCUACGUCAUCAACGAAUUCAACUAAUUCUAUUCCAUUAUCAGCAACAACAGGUUCAACACAAUCAACUAUUUCAAUAUUACCCUUUCAAUCAUAUUCUAAUCAAGCAUCAUCAAAUCAUUCUGCGUUGCGCCUGUCAAAUACUUCAUCAUUAACAAGAAAGUCAUUGUCCAUUUUGAAUCCAUCUGAACGAAUUCUCGGUAAAUGUGGAGAAAUUCUCUGA
This is a messenger RNA of Didymodactylos carnosus, 495 nucleotides long. Lineage: Eukaryota; Metazoa; Rotifera; Eurotatoria; Philodinida; Philodinidae. The record is from the annotation of a GenBank genome assembly.